Molecule: messenger RNA, 1186 nt
Organism: Electrophorus electricus (electric eel)
Lineage: Eukaryota; Metazoa; Chordata; Actinopteri; Gymnotiformes; Gymnotidae
Source: RefSeq, a predicted model, not a curated record
AUGGCUUGUGAGCAACGACUGCGGGUGAAACAGGGUUCUGUACAGAUGCUGCCACGCGCAGUUGCCACUGAGCAGCAAUCACUGGUAGUUGUUAAGAAAUUACUGGCAAUUGCUGUCUCCAGCAUCACUUAUCUUCGAGGCCUUUUCCCAGAAAAAGCUUAUGGGAGUAAAUACGUUGAGGAACAAAAAGUGAUGAUUCUUCGAGAAGAACGAUCUUGCCCUGGAGCUAGCCAGAUUGUACAGUGGUUGCAAGGAUGCUUUGAUGCUCUACAAAAGAGAUAUCUCCGUAUGGUUUUAUUAUCUAUCUACUCUGAUCCUGAAUACCCAGAGAAAAUAACAGAAUGCUACCAGUUCAGAAUUCAGUAUACUGCAAAAGGGCCUCAGCUGAAUUUUGAAAGCAAGAACCAGAAGCAUGUGACCAAGAUGGACAGCAAUGACAUAAAGAAAGCCAGUAUUCUGCUGGUGCGUAAACUAUACACACUAAUGCAGAACCUUGGCCCACUUCCUGACAGUGUCUGCCUCAACAUGAAGCUGUCCUACUGCGAUGAAGUGACUCCACAAGACUAUCAGCCACCAGGCUUUAAGGAGGGUGACAGCAACAUGCUGGUAUUUGAGAAAGAGCCAGUGAAUCUCACCAUGGGAGAAGUUGUUACGCCUUUUCACACACUUAAAGUGGAUGUUACCACUGAGAGAGAAAGACUUGAACAGGUAGAUGAUGAUGAGCCAGUAUGUGCUAGGGACAGAUGGGCUUUAAAAAUUAAUGAAAAAGAAUUUGUGUCUGUGUCUAAACAGGAGUUUUCAACCAAAGAUGUUGUUAUUGAUACUGGUAUUGAAAACCCAGACUUGAGCAAAGAGGAGAUGCAGGAGAAUUCACAGUUCCAGUUAGAUAGUCUUGUAAAGAAGACUGCUGAUCUUGAGGUGGCUGCCAUGAAGACUAGAAGUGGACGGCUGCUCAAGUCCUCAAUAUCUCAGUUUGAAUUUCCUCUCAGUCAAGACCCUCAACCUCCUGCUUCAAAGAGGCGCAAGUUCAGUGUGCCUAAAGAAAGCAACUGACACUCUUCUGUGUAGUGUAGCAGUAUAUGUAUGACAAGAUGGAAAACAAGAUGUUCAAAAUGCUUAUACUCUGCAGAAGCUUUUUGUUUUAAGAGAUUUUAGUGAACCACAAAGCAAUGUAUUGGCAUGAAUA